UUUACACUGCUUCUACCCUAGGGAGGGUAAGGAUGACGAUUACAAAGAAACACGAGCGCGCGUUGUUCUGUUUUAAGAUAUGUCCAUUGUACUGCUCCCCGAGGCGAUAUGACGAGGAUGCAGCAUCAACGAUUUAUAUAGACGACGAUGUACCGUAUCAUUCAUAUCAACCUUAUAUAGAAGAUGACCAUUAUAUAAACAGACACCCGUACCACCAUGGUCACUAUGUGUGGUGUGUUCCGAAACCAACUACGACCACACCGAAGCCCACCACAACCACUAUGGCCACGACCACGCAAGAACCCUCAGGUCUUUGUAUUAUGUGCAUGAAGAAAUGUAGUUAUCGUAAAUAA
Messenger RNA from Achroia grisella, 353 nucleotides. RefSeq lists its product as uncharacterized. NCBI's taxonomy places the organism in Eukaryota, Metazoa, Arthropoda, Insecta, Lepidoptera, Pyralidae. The record is from RefSeq and is a predicted model, not a curated record. The transcript has 3 exons. Bases 33 to 353 code for a protein of 106 amino acids.